Molecule: messenger RNA, 1990 nt
Organism: Paramecium sonneborni
Lineage: Eukaryota; Ciliophora; Oligohymenophorea; Peniculida; Parameciidae
Source: the annotation of a GenBank genome assembly
AUGAAUAAAUUUAUAAGGAAAAACUCUAUAAAUUAAUAAUCGUUGAAAGAAUAAGAAACUAAAAGACUAAAGCAAUUCAUUUUAUAAAUAGAAUAACAACCAUCUUUAUACGAUAAUUUGACAGAGGAAUAAAUGUUUGGAAUUUUGUGUAUAAUUCUAACUAAAUCCUCUUAUCACAGAACUUAAUCAGAAAUUGAAAUCCUCAAAAAAGCUACUAAACAUAUUGUUUAUUUUCAGAAAUUAUUAGAAAAGGAUUAAGGAGUUUUAUUAUGGGAAAGAUGCCUUAGAAAGAUGAGUUAUACUUAUUUAUCAUAUGGUUAAACAUUAUUCCAUGAAGGUAAUUAAUAAAUUAAUUAUCAAAAGGUGAUGUCGGAACUACAUUUUAUAUAAUAUUGUAAGGCAGAGUGAGUAUUCAUAAAAGAAUUUUGGUUUAAGAUGAAUUCUAAGAUAAGGAAUUAAUUUAAUUAUAAGAUGGAUAAGCUUUUGGGGAAUUAGCUUUAGAAAAUAAUGAACCAAGAUCUGCUUCUGUUAAAGCUAUUCUUCCAACUCACUUAGCAGUAUUAGAUGCAGAAGAUUAUAUGGUAAUUAAAAAAACAGUGGUAUUAAAUUCAUAUUGAAUUUAAGAUAAAUUAGCAAAGAUAAAUGUAUUUUGAAGAAUUCGCAAAAUUGGCAAUUUUCAAAAAUUGGAAAUUUAUGAGUAUCAAAUCAUUAUUCGAUGUGAUAAAAUAAAAUAAAUAUGGUCUUAAUCAUAUUAUUUAUAAAGAAGGAGACCCUUCGAAUGAUGUAUAUUUUAUUUAAACUGGAUAAUUUAAAGUAAUUCUAUUAUCACUCAACUCUAUAGGUGAUUAAAACACUUCGGAUAAAAAAGCAUGAUGAAGUUAAUUAAAUUUAAGAUGAUUUAGAACUACUUAAAGAUUAUUUCGCUUAUACUAAACCAGUAUUAUCUAAUUAGGAUAAAAUAGAUAUGUUAUAUUAGAAAAAGAAAUAUGGUAAUUUAAUAGCAGGAGAUAAAAAAUCAAUUAUGACUUUAAAAUUUGUUGGCGCUGGAGAAAUGUUUGGAGAAUUAGAAAUAUUAAAAUCAAAUGAUCUUUGUCGUCAAUUUAGUUAUAUAUCUACAUUUGAAAGUAAUACGGUAUAUUCUGUUUCCAAAAGAGAUUUCUUAAGAGUUAUACAAAAUGAUUAACCACUUUCUGAAAGUUUAAAUUUAUUGAAUGACGAUAAAUUAAAAUAAGCUCUUGCCUAAAUUAAAGCUUAUGAAAAAAAUUUUAUUGAUUAAACUGAAAAGUAAAAUAUUCUUUCAAGAACAUAAAUUAAAGAAUAACUCAAUCCUAAACUCUUAACGGAUGAUGACAUUGAAAAAAAUGUAUUAGUUAAAAAUUAAAGUUAAUUAUGUAAAAUUAGUAGCAAAAAGAAAUCUAUUGAAAAAAAAAUAAGAGAGUUAACAUUAACUCUUGAACCUCCUAAAAAUGAAGCAGAUUCAAAUACUUUGCUCUCUUAACUCUACCUUUCUGAAAGACAUAGAAGGUAAAAGACUGAAUAACAGAUUGUUUCUAUCUCAAAAAAAACUCCUUUAAUGAAAAAAAGAUCAUUCGAAACUAAAAUAAAAUGUGUUAAUACAACAUAAUCAUAAGAAAUACCAAAAUUAAAUGUUUUUAUAUGCACAGUUAUUACUAAAUUGUUUAAGAACUAAUAAUUAAAAUCAGAAAAAACUGAAGAGGAUCUUCUUAAUCCUAAAUUACAAAAACCAAAUUUUAAAGAUAUUAAAAAAAAUCUUGAAAGUCUAUAAGAUAGUCCAAGAUUAAUAUAAAAAAAAAAUGGAAGUGAAAGUACUUUAAGCAAAAGGAUUCAUUCCACUACUUCUAGAUAAUAAACUAGUCCUGCUAUCUCAAGAUUCAAAUAAAUUGAUAAAAUUACUCCAAUAUCAUUUAAAUCUCAUCUACCUUUUGUUUUGUAGAACAAAUACUUUGGAUUGGCCUCUAAAGAACAAUGA